Molecule: messenger RNA, 1107 nt
Organism: Penicillium expansum
Lineage: Eukaryota; Fungi; Ascomycota; Eurotiomycetes; Eurotiales; Aspergillaceae
Exons: 4
Coding region: 1-1107 (368 amino acids)
Cellular component (GO): NatC complex
Source: RefSeq, a predicted model, not a curated record
AUGUCACUCAAGCGGAAAGCUUCGUUCACAGCUCUCCCGACCAGUCCGUCAGUUCCGGCCCCCAGUGAAUGGGGUAUGGUGAUCGAUGGGAACACACACCUCCACAGUCGGACACGAAAGCGCUUCAGAGACGAUCGUCCCAGUGACCAAGUGAUUUACCAAAACACACUACGAUGGAUCUUCUCCGCCCAAAAGCAGCAAGAGUCUACCCAGGCCAUCGAUAUGGAUACCAUGGACUCAGAGCCAACUCUUGAAACAACAGAAACCGUUGACCCCCGACAACAAACAUUACACCGAUUUUUCCAACAAAAACCCCAGCAAUCAUCGUCUUUCCGACCAUCCCGUCAAGCACUUGCACCUCGAGCCAAUGAGACUGCGCUGGCCCAGGAAGAUCUCCUGCGUCGCCAGGCGUUUAAUCAGAUGAGCUCCGGGGACAGCUCGAGCGAGAGCAACAGUCCCGGAUCCAAUCAGAUGGGUGCUGACGUGGACAUGGAUAUGGACAUGAAUUGCAGAGGUGGUAACGAUGUGUUGGAUCAGGCACCCAAGGCCUGGCCUAUAUGGCCUCAGGCACCAAGAAAGUUGUUUGUCCACCCGACGUUCAUCCCUCCUUCAAUUGAACCACAAGCCCAGGGGAAUCCCAAACCGCAAGAUAAAUUACUUAACUUUGCCAACCCCCCGAAUAAUCCGACUCUGUCCUUCCUGCGUCAGAAUCCUUUUCAGCUCGGUUACCCUCAGACUUCAACUCCCCCGCACAUUGGAGGCCUUUCGACUGCUGACACGAACAACGCACCAACCACAAUGGAUCACGAUCAGUCUGUUCAAUACUUGGAAGGCCUGUUGGGUCGCACACUGCGGAUCCAUACCACAGAUACUCGGAUGUUCGUCGGGCUAUUCAAGUGUACCGAUGCGGACCGGAACGUCAUCCUCGCCAACUCUUUUGAAUAUCGUAUGCCCACCACAUCUGCCGUACAAGCCGCCGCAGAGGAGAAGCAGUGGGGAGAAGGGUCGGAAGCAAAGAGCACAACUGUCAAAGUGAACAUGACACACCGGUUGAUAGGCCUCAUUGUGAUUCCAGGACGACACAUUACGAAAAUCGAGCUGGAGUAA